AUGGGUUGUGAAUCACUCAUUAAUAACAAGUAUUGUAGUAAUCGUUGUGUUAAGAAUUGCCAUCAGAUUUACCACACCUUAGAGUUGGAUAAAACAGAGUUUAUGGGACUCACAGAUAAUAUUGGGGGUCUGUUUGGGCUGUGGUUUGGCGUGGCGUUCGUAGACACCAUGAAUCCUUCGCAACAAUUAUGGCCACAAGUGGUCACACUAUCGCCGUUCGGUCGGUGCCAGACGUUUCUCACAGACAUAUCAAUGGCCGGCAAUAUAUCGACACAACCAGUGAAUAAACUUUCAGUCAGAAUAAGAUCAUAUGAGUUGAUACGACUGCCCGCGCCGUACGAUAGCGGACGAGACGGUGGUUGUCAUGAGAGUUUGUUCGCCAACAGCUAUGCUAUCGAUUCGGUCGGACAUCACUAUUUAUACCACUAUAUAUUCGGAUAUCAUUACACAAUUCUAUGCCUAAUGGCGACAAUACUUGGCUAUCAGUUAUACGACGUGUCGGUCGACUAUUUUGCAUUCAAAACUGUAACUUUAUUUGACGUAAUGGACAACUCAAUGAACCCGCACUUACCGCAUAUAACACUCGUCUAUCAGUCAAUAUUUAAUCUAUCCAAUACUCGUCAGUGUUUACGAACAAAACUGGAUCAAUAUUGUAAGGAUCCAGACGUGAAGGACAGGACACUCUUUAACUAUACUAAUAUCGAUUCGAGCGGUCGGACACGUAUAGCGCUGGGCAACAAGUGGCCGGGCGUUGACAUACGGUCACUAAAACGACUUAUGUCAUAUGGCGCAACAUUUGAAGGCUUUGCCUUGACAAUAAUUAGCGUCAUAUUAAACCGGACUUCAAUUGCGAGUGAAUUAGACGGACAACAUGUGGUCAACUCCCGACAGUUUGCGGUCAUUCGUCGCUGGAGUGAAGCUAUCUAUGCGGACCCGAUGUAUGUAUUGCUUCACUACAAACCGGUGCCAGACAUCGAGCGCCUGUUUAGCGGCGAAACAGAACUGUCGGCCGUUAACCACACUCUGGCCGUCACAAAGACUAUGCGACAACUGUUGCCCUCUCCGUACGGCCGGUGCAGUGAUUACGGCUCAGACCCGUCGACCGGUGCCGAAGGGGACGGCAGUGGACAACCGUUUCGUGCGAUCUCUCACUUCCAUUGUAUGAGAAGGUGUCGAUUGAGUUACGUUAGAAAACCGCCCACUAAUUGGUGCGAGGUAUCGGUACAGUGUAUGAAGUAUUGUCCGCCGGAUUGUGUGGCAAUGGAUUAUCGCUCGCGUGUUGUCAACGAUAAUAAGGAUUACAUACAGAAAGUGUGGUUUAAUGACGACCGACCGGACGAUAUUAGUAUAGUUAAAGAGUGUCCUGUCCUUCACGUCUGGAUCCUUACAAUAUUGAUCCAGUUUUGUUCGUAA
This is a messenger RNA of Medioppia subpectinata, 1413 nucleotides long. NCBI's taxonomy places the organism in Eukaryota, Metazoa, Arthropoda, Arachnida, Sarcoptiformes, Oppiidae. The record is from the annotation of a GenBank genome assembly.